CAUGGGUCUCCUACUCUAGAAAUAACAAACAUUUCUGAAAUAAUUUUCAGACCACUGGAGUUUAAUUGUUUAUAAGGAAGUAAUAAAAGAGAAUGGAAAUAAGCGUUUCAGAUCACUGAUGAGUAAUCCUCCUUAAGCUCUACGAGCCUAAUUGCUUAUCACUGAAAUUGCAACGAAUUUGCGUAAGUGAAAAAUAAAUCAGCUUUCUUUAAAACCCAAGUUCCACCAGAGUCAUUAAGAAUUUCAACGCGUGAUGGCACACGUUGGAAAUUCAUAGUUCCCCCAGCUCUCGUUCAUUAAAUCACAAUUGGCUCUCAUAGGGGUGGUACGCGUCUGGUCUGGGAGGAGUAUAACAUUCAGAACGGUUCACCGCUUGCAAACCUAUCUAUUAUAAUAAAUUAUUGAGAGAUCAAAAAGUUCUUCUAAAAACAAGAAAAUGCACUCUAACAAAAAAUCUGAAGAAAGUCAAAGCUAAAUUGAAAUUAGUUACAAAUAUUGACUGAGUUUUUUACUCAACAACUUUAUAUGCCUUUAAUGUCUAAGACGCUAAAAAUUAAUUAACAGUAGCAGUAACGGUAACGGUAAGCCGGUGUGUUCAGUUUUGUCUUUAAUUUAGCACCGUUUGAUCGCGUUUGCUCGGCAGUGGGUCCAUAGUACUCCAUCGUGUUCUGGUUAAAUUGGAUUUGAAAUUCAUUGAUCACUGCAACGUAAUAAGUGUCAAGAGAAUAAUCAGCUCUCACGUGUACGCUACACAAGUGCUGUUCCCUAGUAUUUGCCUAUACGUUUGUAACAGAUAGGAGAGGACACUAGGGGAGUAAUGAUUAGGCGACUGUCAGUUACAUCGGAGUUCCGUGUGAUCAUCGUACGUUGCCUGUUCUGUUCGACUACUGCUGCAAAGAUCCUCAGUCAUUGACCUAGUCAUGCCCCGCUCUAUGAUGAUGUUAGUGUUGUUGCUCAUUCUGUUAUUAAAUAGCCAGGAGAUUCUUGGACGUAGAGGACGUACCAGAGGUAAAACUAGAUCGCGUCUCCAAAUAGGAUUGCCUAUAACUGGAAAAUACCGUGAUCCAGAGAGCGAUCAAUAUUACAAUAAUAAUAAUGGUGCUAAAAUACUGUUGGCGUCGCACUUUGAUCUAGAGUACGUUCUGGGUCAUAAGAUUGCCUUCCUCUGUGUUGCACGUGGUAAUCCACGCCCACACAUUACAUGGUUCAAGGAUGGAGCCGAGAUUUACAGCCAUCUCUACCUACAUGUACACGAAUGGCAAGUUGGACCGGAUAAGGUGAAAUCAAAACUAGAGAUUGAUCCUGCAACUCAAAUGGACGCUGGAGUGUACGAGUGCUCGGCUGAUAAUAUGUACAGCAUCGACCGCAGAUCCUUCAAGACUGAUUUUUCUAUUGCUUUCGAUUAAGUUUGACGCUUCUCUCAGCGACUAGCGCGAGUAAUUAUAGUUUGAAACCGAAAUGGAAUCCUUAGAAUAUGUAUAAUACAUAUUACAUUACAUGUUAUAAAUAUAUGUAGAAUUAUUAUAUGUUACGUUAGAAAAUAAAUGCACUUUACAGAGAAAAGGAGAA
Megalopta genalis is the source of this 1569-nucleotide messenger RNA. RefSeq names its product immunoglobulin domain-containing protein oig-4. Gene Ontology annotation, cellular component: plasma membrane. Gene Ontology annotation, molecular function: protein kinase activity. NCBI's taxonomy places the organism in Eukaryota, Metazoa, Arthropoda, Insecta, Hymenoptera, Halictidae. The record is from RefSeq and is a predicted model, not a curated record. Gene Ontology annotation, biological process: homophilic cell-cell adhesion.